AUGACUGAUAAGCCUAGUGCCGAUCUGGAUUCCGAUAUUAUCCUGCGCCCGACGCGAUUGUUCACUGAACUGGAUGCCUGCAUUGCCGAAGAUCGGGAAGCAGGCCAGUCACAUGUCGGUUCAUCAAUGUCGCCCAGCCCCAGCCGACAGGAGCUGGACCGCCAGAUCGAUGUAUCGCUCCGCCACGCCAUCCGGAGCUUCGCGGCGCGAUGGCUCCAUCUUGUGCCACAGGCGGAACCGUUUGUGCCGCCGCACCAAUGUAUUGUCCGGGAGCUCUGGCGAGCCUCUCGAAGGGAUAUGCUCAAGGUGAUCAACCGAGUGUCUUACCGGUCUGUCUUGACAUUGUUCCUCUUCGGACUCACUCCGAUUCCCGUGGGCGUGUCGGAAGAAGAAGAAAUGGACGGACUGACCGGCCAGAUCUGUGUGCAAACCGCCCUUCAGCAGGUGCAGAGACUGCGCGAGCGACAGCGGAACUACCAAUUCAACGGCAGCAAAGUGUCCCUAGGACCGGACGUGUCCAUGUCCAUGUCGUCGAGCCCGGCACCCACCCCCAGCUCGAACAUCACUAGCACUUUCCUCAGCGCCGAAAGCCGGGCUUACUGGGGAGCGUUGAUUUUCGACACGUCGGCCUCGUUGACCCUCAACUUCCGGUCGUCCCUCACCUCUGGCCUGCACGGCGUCGGGACCGAGUCGUCGUGGCAAGCGCUCAAGAUGGGCGCCGGCUCGUUCCACACGCGAACUGAGGAGUGGCGCCGAGGAAGCGUCGAGUUGACCGAGGACAUGGUGAAACAGGUCAUUGCCGCCGCCUCAGCCGGCAACUUGUAUCUGUUGAAGAUGAUUGCCGUGCUGAAAGAGGCACUGCGGGAAGGCUAUGAAGAGAAAAAGCUGGCGGGAGCCUGGACAUGUGCCCUCGAGGCCUUGGACAUGUUCAAAGUCACCUUCUUGCCACUCUUGCGUCUCUGUCAACGCCGUCUGCGCUUCCUCGGCCAGGUGGAACGACUCAACUGGUACGAGCUGAUGCUCCAUCAUUUUCUGGGCAUCUUGCUCUUGAUCGACGGCAUCGAGGCCGCCGACCGAUCCGACCUGUUGUCGCAACUGACCGAGACAAGAGCCGACGCCGAACGGGAAAUACUCAACACGCUGCAGUUUGGGUUGGACAGCACUUAUUUGGUGCAUGGAGUGCACCACACCAACACCGUGACCAACACCGUGACCAACACCAACACCAACACCAAUACCUCCACCAAUACCUCCACCAAUUCUCUGUUGGGCAACAAUCCUCUCUCGGGCAAUACCGACACCAAUCCUCUGUUGGGCAAUACCAACACCAAUCCUCUGUCGGGCGUACAGAGUACUAACACCAAUACCAACACCAACACCAAUCCUCUGUCGGGUGCACUGGGCAACUUUGCUCUCUCGAGAUCCUCAGUCCUGUCCGCUUCGUUUGUCGCCAUCGACCCGUUCCCGCAUCACGUGGUUGCCGCCGUUCAGCUCAUGCACAAGGUCGUCAGCAGAGAGUACGACCAGAGGCGAAUCACCCUGGACACGUGUCAGCGUCUCACCUCGACGCUGCUCCAAGCCUUGGAACAUGCGCCUCAGACCUCCAAGUCGGUCGAUGCCGCUCGACAAGAACUCUCCGGCGAGCUGGAGAUUCUGAUGUCAGGGAGACGCCGCUAG
This is a messenger RNA of Capronia epimyces CBS 606.96, 1677 nucleotides long. RefSeq lists its product as uncharacterized. The transcript has a single exon. Bases 1 to 1677 code for a protein of 558 amino acids. The record is from RefSeq and is a predicted model, not a curated record. NCBI's taxonomy places the organism in Eukaryota, Fungi, Ascomycota, Eurotiomycetes, Chaetothyriales, Herpotrichiellaceae.